AUGUAUAUCUCAUUGAUCACAUCGAUUCUCGUGAUUUUUAUACUCGAACAAUGUCCAGUGUUUAGUAAUGAUGUCAAAUUAAACUCCAUGGAAGAAGAUCUCCUUUACUCAUAUUUGAAAACGCCAGCAAACGUACGAAUAUUUUAUGAAAAACUUCUUCAGUCGAAUGAUAUUGAUGAUAUCUCACGUCUUCAUGACGUUAUUACUCAGGAAAAUAUUAAACAACUCGAAGUCGAACAUAAAUGUUUUACAUCGUCAGAUGAUUUGUUGAAUGCAUUGAAUAUUAAAUCAAGAAAUGUGAAUGAUACUUUCAGUCGAAAUGAUAUACGCCGAUUGUUACCCGCUCUGGUUAAUGUUAAGUUUAAUGAUGGUUGUCAUAAGUCUGAAGGACGUGCAACAUGGAGAAACAUUCUCAUUGGAUUGAUGAUUGUAACGUUCAUUAAUUGUUCGGCUCUUUGUGGCGCUGUUAUCUUACCGUUUCGAAAUCGAGCUGCAUUCAAAUGGAUUCUCACAGGAUUUAUUGGUUUAGCUGUUGGCACUCUAACUGGAUCAGGGAUGUUUCAUUUGAUUCCUAUGGCAUUCAACAUUCCGGAUUUAGAUGUUCAUCAUAGUUAUCUGAAUAAAUCAUUGAUACCAAUCAUUAUUAUUUAUCUGUAUUACAUGCGAGAUCAACUGUUACGAAUUUUCCUCCAUGUCGAAACUAUCGUUUGCACACACACUCAUGAUGAGAAUGAAGUCCUUGCGAAGCCGAGUAGAUCGAUCAAUGGUUCAAAAUAUGAUUUAACUAACUCGGCGAAGAAAUCGGUAUUGGAAAUCCACAAUCCAAAUACUUUAGUUGGAAAUUUGAAAAAAAUGAAAGCAGCUGGUUGGAUGAUAAUUAUCGGCGAUAUGUUGCACAAUUUCAUCGAUGGUUUAACACUAGGUGCUGCAUUCAUGGUAUCGGUCGGUGAAGGCCUUCGAAUGUGUUUUCCGAUUAUAUGUGAAGAAUUUCCUCAUGAACUUGGUGACAUUGCUGUUUUGCUUAGUAGUGGGCUCACGAUAGGACAAGCAUUGUUAAUGAAUUUCCUGUCGGCAUGUAGCUGUUACCUUGGCUUUCUAAUUGGUGCGAAAUUAGGUGAACUGGAACAAUUUCAUCCAUGGGUCUAUGCAUUAGCAGGUGGAAUGUUCGUCUACAUCGGUCUUGCCGAUAUGAUACCAGAAUUGGUCUCUAUGGGUGAUGAAAUUGAAAAGGAUUAUCUUGCAUUAAAUCAACCGAUCACAAACGUUUUGAAAUUGAAAAUCUUACUAUGUCAGAACAGUGGCCUGAUAUUAGGUUUUAUUAUAAUGUUUAUACUGGGCAAAUAUGGUGGCGAUCUAGAAGGUUUAGUCAAAUUCUAA
This is a messenger RNA of Adineta ricciae, 1377 nucleotides long. The record is from the annotation of a GenBank genome assembly. Lineage: Eukaryota; Metazoa; Rotifera; Eurotatoria; Adinetida; Adinetidae.